Aspergillus thermomutatus is the source of this 2055-nucleotide messenger RNA. Its product is annotated as glycoside hydrolase family 127 protein. Bases 1 to 2055 code for a protein of 684 amino acids. Lineage: Eukaryota; Fungi; Ascomycota; Eurotiomycetes; Eurotiales; Aspergillaceae. The transcript has 6 exons. The record is from RefSeq and is a predicted model, not a curated record. Gene Ontology annotation, biological process: carbohydrate metabolic process.
AUGGAAUACCCGCAAGAAAGCUUCAAAGCCACAACUUUCGCUCCAGACUCCUUUUGGGCCCGUCGCCGACAAGUUGUUCGAUCCCAAACACUGCGGCACCAGCUGCAGAUGCUGAAGGAGACUGGACGAUAUGACGCCUUCAAGUUGAAGUGGCAUCCGAGUUACUCGGAUCCAUACACAGUGUGGCCGGUGCCCAAUCACCAGUUUUGGGAUUCGGAUGUGGCCAAAUGGAUCGAAGGUGCUUGCUAUUUUCUGAUGGAUUUUCCAGACGAAGAGAUAGAUGCGGCCGUCAGGGAGCUUGUGGAAAUGAUUCAGAACGCUCAGCAGCCGGAUGGGUACCUCAAUAUUCACUACACGGUAGUUGAACCUGGGAAGAGGUUUACCAACCUGCGUGACAUGCAUGAACUAUAUAAUGCUGGACACCUUGUUGAAGCUGCGCUCGCCCACCGCGCCCUUUACAAAAACGAUGAAUUGUUGUCGCCGAUUCUGAAAUAUGUUGCGCUCCUUGCAGCUACCUUUGGGAACCAGGAGGGACAAAAGGCUGGCUAUCCUGGUCAUCCAGAAAUCGAACUAGCCCUUCUACGGCUGUAUAAAGUAACAAAAGACCCUGACCACCUUCGUCUCGCCCGUUUCUUUCUUGAGGAGCGUGGGAAUUCCUCUGGCGGAAAAGAACGGCGGCAUUACUAUGAUGUUGAGGCCGAGGCACGAGGCGAGCGCAAGCACGAAGUGCCCGAAGCUUAUCCAGCCGCGAGAAGCUAUUGGCAAGUCUUCUCCUUUGUUGCGCCUGGAGACAAUCCAGGCAUUUGUGUUCUGCUGUAUCAACAAGCCCAUGUCCCAAUUACCCGACAGCAAACAAUUGAGGGACACGCUGUUCGUGCCAUGUACCUCCUAACCUCAGUUGCGGACCUGGUCCGCAUCUCCGAGCCAAGCAGUGACGUUGCCAACAAGUUCUUGCCCACUUUGCAUCGACUUUGGUCGAACAUGAUCGAGAAGAAAUCCUACGUAACGGGCGGCAUUGGUGCCAUGAAACAGUGGGAGGGUUUUGGCAUUGAUUAUUUCUUGCCCCACGGAACGGAUGAGGGUGGCUGUUAUGCAGAAACUUGCGCAGCAAUUGGGGUGAUGAUGCUGGCCGAACGGUUAUUACAGAUUGAACUUUACAGCCACUAUGCGGACAUUUUGGAGCUGUGUCUCUAUAACGCAGUCCUAACAGGAAUGAGCUUGGAUGGAAAGGGAUUCACCUAUGUGAAUCAACUCGCCUCAUCAGAAAAAGACGUGUCCCGGCGCUAUGAAUGGUUCGAGUGUGCCUGUUGUCCGCCCAACGUUACUCGAACGCUUGGCUGUCUGGGCGGUUAUCUUUGGAGCUACAAGGUUGACAACGAGACACAGAAGGCUACCGUCAACGUACAUCUUUAUACCUCGGCUACAUUGCGCUUUGAGGUCGCCGACUCCAGGAUCGAGAUUGCUCAGGAGACACAAUGGCCAUGGCACGGGGAUGUCUCUUUUUCUGUGAAGAUUGACGGCCCGUCAGUGAACCUGGAGCUGCGGAUGCGAAUUCCUGGAUGGGCAAGCACAUGGGAGGUUAUUCCGCAGCCUUCACGGCCGGAUCUUCGUGACGGGUAUCUGUAUUUAUCCUCAGACUGGAUCCAGCAGCAUGCAGAAUUCCGUCUCAGCUGCCCGAUGCGCCCCCGAGUGGUAAGGCCGCAUCCAUUGACGAUGCAGCCUGUAGCCUACGUCACCCGCGGACCGAUAGUGUACUGCGUCGAGGAUGUGGACAAUCCUUGGGAAAAUGAUCAUUUUAAGAGAAUCAUCUUCGAUAUAAAUGCACCUUUACAGGAGGAGGUACAAUCGACUCCCGAUCAUCACGUGGGUAUCAUCGCCCAAGGUGGCUCUCGAGGAACGUUGGAUACAUCCCGUUGGAGGCAGCAGAUUGUAGCUGAAUCCGGCGAUGCAGUCCCAACCAGCGAGGACGUGAGAGAUUUGUGCUUUAUACCUUAUUAUCUCCGAGCCAACAGAGGCGGAAAAGGACAGAUGCGAGUGGGACUACGGGUCGAAUAG